CCGCGGGAGGCGGAAGGGCCGGGAGAGCCCGGCGGCCGGGCGCUGAGCGGCUGCCCCUCGCGCGGGGGCCGGGUGCGCGGAGCUCCGGAGCCGAGCCCCGCGGGCGCCAUGGAGACGCGGCUGCUGCGGUUCUGCAACUGGAGCGCGCUGGGCGUGUGCGCGGCGCUCAAGCUGCCGCAGAUCUCCGCCGUGCUGGGCGCGCGCAGCUCGCGGGGCGUCAGCCUCCCGAGCCUGCUUCUGGAGCUGGCGGGGUUCCUGGUCUUUCUCCGGUAUCAGUGUUACUACGAGUACCCGCUGCUGACCUACCUGGAGUACCCCAUUCUCAUCGCACAAGAUGUCAUCCUCCUGCUGUGUGUCUUCCAUUUCAACGGGGAUGUGAAACGGGCAGCACCUUACAUCGUCCUCUUUGUGUCUGCGUGGUUCGUCCUCACCCUGCAGAAGUGGAUCAUAGAUCUGGCCAUGAAUUUAUGUACUUUCAUCAGUGCAGCCAGUAAGUUUGCACAGCUCCAGUACCUGUGGAAGAGCAGGGACUCAGGAGCUGUGAGUGCCCUGACGUGGAGCCUCGCUUCAUAUACCUGUGCCGCAAGAAUAAUGACAACUUUAAUGACCACCAAUGAUCUUACAAUUCUUAUACGUUUUGUGAUCAUGCUGGCCUUAAACAUAUGGGUAGCAGCUACAAUACUUCACUACCGGAAGACCGAUGUAAAGUCUGAGUGAUGGAUACAUUAUUCCUACACACAAAGUGCAUUUUGAAUAACUGAACCAAAGGAAAAAAAGGCUGAUUGCUAAACCAGGUCUUUUAUAAGUUUAGCCAACAGUGCCAAAGGUAUUUUAGACUUGCAAGAGCCCACUUAGACACUUGUUUAAAAACAUCGAUUUUUUAAAUCCUCUGCCCCCAACUUCAUUAGGUUAAGGUAGGACCCAGACGUCUGCCGUUUUGCGAAGGCUGGUGAUUGAUGAAGUUUUCCAAGAAGCUCAUUUUGAGGAGAUAGCUUUGACCCUUAUUCUUAAAGUCAUGAUUAAGUUCCUUCCAAAGAGCUAAUUACAUCUACCUUUCAGCUUUCACAAUCUUUUAAGAGACAAAUUUUCUCAGCAACACAAAUGAACAUGAAUGGAGUGGGAUCUUGCUCAAGUGGAACUGUAAUAAAUUACCAGGGUUCACUUUCUGGAACUAAUGUCUAAUUGUCAUUAUAGACAUAACAGGAUGGCCUUACUGUAUCAUAUUACCAUAUAAUACCUCCUUACGCUAUAGCAAGGAUAUCAAGGCAAGCAAAAAUGUAGCUGGCUUGAAUUCAUAUACCAAAGUAGUUCUUUAACUUCAUACUGUGCUUUUUAAGUAGUUCAUGACAAAAGAUACCUGCAAUCUCUACUCAUGAAGAGGCAGUCCUAAUAUACUUUCUGAUUUAAGCACAAUACUGCCUUUUUUAAAAGGAUCAUACCUAUACAGUUACCGUUACUGGAAUUUGGUAUAAAAUACAACUGACCUCCACCACGUUUUGCCUACUGAAAAUAUAUGCAGUAAAGGUGCUGCUGGGUUCUGCCAAAUUCUUGUGGAUUUUAUUCUCAUUAUAAUACAUACUCUAAACAUGAUGUUAAGAUUGUACACUGUAUUUUCCUGUAAAAGCUUAUAAACCCUGACAUUUAAAAACUCUUUCCCCUAAUAACUGAAUGGCAUUUUUCUAUUAUAUGCAGUAAGUAAAUGUUUACUAGAAAAUGUUUUAGUUUCCUAUGUAAAAUAAACUUUAUUUUGAACUCUUCCGAGUCUUAAAACUGAAUUGUUUAAAUGUGAUUAGUUUUAAGUUAUGUAAAGUGCAGUUUUAAAAAUAUAAACUGCGGUUAACCCUUUUAGAACUACUGCUUGGGGCCAGCAGAAAG
Molecule: messenger RNA, 1875 nt
Organism: Hippopotamus amphibius kiboko
Lineage: Eukaryota; Metazoa; Chordata; Mammalia; Artiodactyla; Hippopotamidae
Gene: SLC66A3
Product: solute carrier family 66 member 3
Exons: 7
Coding region: 109-717 (202 amino acids)
Source: RefSeq, a predicted model, not a curated record